AUUGGGCGGGGGAAUUUUGGAGAUGUUUACAAAGCGUACGAUUUACGGUUGCAAAAAAAUGUAGCCAUCAAGGCAAUCAAUAUUGAGCACAGUGACGACGAAAUCCCUGUGUUAUUACAGGAGAUCAAUUUGCUCAGGUCACUUCGGAACCCAAAUAUCACCAAUUGGUACAAGACUUUUAUCAUCGAUGUCACGAUGUUUAUUGUAAUGGAGUACUGUAGCGAAGGAAGUUGUUCAGAUUUACUUAAAUUCAAUAGAAACAGUCUCGAAGAAAGUGUUCUAUCGUACAUUAUGAAAAACGUUCUUGAAGGUUUAAAGUACUUGCAUAGCUUGAACAUCAUCCAUCGGGAUAUCAAGGCAGCAAACAUCUUGAUCGCCAAGGGUAAUGUAAUCAAAUUGGCUGAUUUUGGAGUCAGCGGCCAACUGAAUGGCAAUACGGGAAGAAAGACUUUUGUUGGCACGCCGUACUGGAUGGCCCCCGAAAUAGUAACCGAUUGUAAGUCGUUGAAAAAAGACCAAUACGACGAGAAAGUAGAUAUCUGGUCUCUCGGCAUCACGUUGAUUGAACUCGGAACGGGAAAAGUCCCAAACAACGACAAGGAACCACUCAAGGCACUAUUUGAGAUCCCGAAAAUGGAGCCUCCCCGAGUUCCAAAGAACUCCAGCUACUACAUGAAGGAAUUUGGGGUGGCCUGCUUGUGCAAGGAUCCCGUGAUGCGUCCGAGCGCCGCAGAGCUCUUGAAGUUCAAGUUCAUC
Molecule: messenger RNA, 756 nt
Organism: Pichia membranifaciens NRRL Y-2026
Lineage: Eukaryota; Fungi; Ascomycota; Pichiomycetes; Pichiales; Pichiaceae
Exons: 2
Biological process (GO): protein phosphorylation
Molecular function (GO): ATP binding; protein kinase activity
Source: RefSeq, a predicted model, not a curated record